CGGGGGCGCCCCCCAACUCCGCCGAGCCGGGCGGGCCCCGACCGCCACCCUGCCGCAAUUUCCCUGUGUCAUGGCUCCGGUCUCUUAGCAACAGCCGCCAGUCCGGCCGCCCCGAGCCGCCGCCGCGGGCUCAACUCCACCCGGCGGAGCCCGGCGCGCCGCAGCCACACAAAAGAGGCGCGAGGGCCGGCGGCGCGGCCGCAGGGGCCCACCCGGGAGCGCCGCGCUAGGGGACGCCGGGAGCUGGAGGAUGAGCGGCGGAGAGGAGGGCUCCGAGGCGGGAUGCGGGAUGCGGAGGACCUGACACUUCUUGGAAACUCUUGGAAAUGGCUCCUGCCACAGCGCCGGCGGGGACUGCGAGCCUGGGGCGGGCGCUCGCCCCCGCGGGGCUGCUGAGCCGCGCUAGGAUGCAGGGCCCCGGGGCGCUGUCCCUGCGCUCCGCCGUCGGCUCGGGCUGAAAAAGUUUCUCCAUGGUUCCUUUGUGUCGCCCGAGCGCCCGUUCGCCGGCCCCGACCUCCCUCGGUCUCCCCGGAGGCGGACUCCCAGCUGCUGCACUCAUGUGACUCCAGCUAACAUCAAUAAGCAGACCAAAGCCAGGGGCCAGGGGGUCGCCGCCCUGCCAGUGAGGGGCCGGGGGUCGAGGACCUGGGUUGGGUACCGGGCACAGCACAGCGCUCCCAGCCUGUGGGCUCCGAGCCUCCGAGCCUCAGAGUGGGGCUUAAUCCAUCAUGAGCGGAGAACUUGAAUGUCUCUCUUGGAAGCAGUUGUAUUUUUAGACAUCCCUCCUUUGCUUCCCCCAUCCUCCAUUCUUUAGCCACGGUAAGACCAGCUCCAGGCAGUAAAUUGCGAGGGCAGCCAAGCUUGACUACUAAGUUUGUUUUCUUUCAUUAGGUAUAAAGGAAAACCUCAAAGGUGGGUCUCCCGUGGCAUCUGACCUUUGUCUGUAUUUCGUGUCAGAUGAUGAUACAUUAAAAGGGAGUACAGCCUUCAACAGAGCUGAAGGAAUAAUAAACGAGGGAGUUAAUUACUAGCUAUUAAACUCAUUUUAAAGAUGUGCGGUAAAGGACUGUUGAAAUCCAUUCCAACCUUCCUUACAUUCUACCGGAGCCAAAGCUGCCUUGCUGAGGAGAAAUCCAAGUGGGUUUCCCCCUCCCCCAAGGCAUCCAGCCUCCCGGUGCACCUGAUCAAUGCCCAACAAAACAUGUAGCCUUUCUGCGGUGGGAGAGCCACCCUGCCAACUGAGUCUGAGUUCGCUUCUAAAAAAUGUCUGGUCCUUAAAGCCUUCUUAAGAUAACCACGGAUCUCCAGAUUAUUUAAGAUGCUGGACUCCAAGGAUCACUUAAAACAACAGUCUCUAUGUUACAACCACAUAAUAAAUGUGCUUACUUAUUUGGGAUUAGAGAUAGACAGUAAGCUCUUUUUUUUGUUUGUUUCAAUCUGUACUUACUGGUGCAGCUUAAAGGUUUAUAGAUGUAUUCUCUAUACUGACCCCUCUCUUAUCUACCUGGUGCUUCUCUUUACUGAAACCCAGCGAAGUCCCAAAGAGAUAUUGAUUUGCAAAUAUUGCAAAGAGCUGAUUACCAUUUGCAUUCCCACUGAUGGAGAAAAGAUCCUGCCUAUAUUGAUAUAAUGGAGGAACUCAAGGGCCAAAGCCUUUCACCCAAUCACCAAUUAAAAGCAAAAUUCUACCUACCACACAUUUUCAAGGGGGAAUUUAUUCUAAAACAUGAAUUAUCUGAUAAAGGAUAGAAGAGCAAAAGGCUUGGGAGUGAUAUCUAAGUCUUUCAGUUCAUACAAUGUCCUUGAUUUUAGCAUCUCAUAGGAGGGAAGACAACUAAUGGGACAGAAAAUGUUCUACUCUGGAGAUACAGCAAGACUGUAAUUUUUAGAGGCUGCCGAAUAACCACAAAUAUGCAUUUGUGAAUUUACCUACCCAGGCUUUAUUACAAACAACUAAAUAAACUUCCUAAGAGUAGUGCAUUGAUUGUUGCCACCCUCCCUUCCUAAAUGACCUCAUGAGAAAGGGAUAAGGGGGAAAAACAAAACAAAACAAAACAAAACAAAACAGUUUUGGCUUGGGGGAAAUAUCAUUCUACAAAUCAUCAUAUUAUGUAGACUGCUUUACCUAGUUAGUUGCCUACUCAUUUGAAUACUGGGACUCUGUAGCAUGCUCUUGGCACCUUAAUAAGGGGUCAGAAAGCUAUUAUGGCAGAGUGUUAGUUUUUUUAAUUGUAAUUUUCCCAUAUGAGAAAAAGAUCUUUCUCUUGGAGAUUCCAGGGGACUUCUCAAAUUCCCGGAUGAAAUCUGACACAUGAUACCUUUAAGGGAGUUCCUCUGAGGGAGGAAAGAAGGCCAGAAGGAAGAGCUCAGUUACAUAAGCAGUUACCUAAAACUAAAUAUUCCACCCCAAGAAGCUGUCCAGAUGUUGCUGAGAGGAGAGAAGGCUGUGCAAGGGAUCUGCCUGCACAUAGCUGUAGGAACAGGCAUAGGUGGGAGACAACUUUGUGAAGGGAUUUAUUGUCAGAGUAUUGCAAUAUCUCUGCUGCUUCCCCAGUGAUGAACUCUCUAUUAAUUAUCUGAAGUAAAUAAACCGCCUGCCUGCCAUUAUAUGACCUUUGAUUUUCAUCCAGUGAAAUAAAUUCCUUUGUCUUUAUACAGUAGUAACUUUCCUGACUGUUUUAGUGACUUUGGGCCACACAUUGACAGAUUCCCCAGCUUAGAGAGGCUUGAAACUCCUGUGACAGCUCCCUUGAAAAAUCUUCCAAUUCCUGAAGGACUGAGGGAAAGAAUCUUGCCAGGGAAGUCCUUAACCACUACUUUGAGUCCCUACAUUUAGGUUUUACUAAUGGUUGGAACUGCAUUGUUCAUUUCAAACCCUCAUAUUACCGUGGAGUGUGUGGGGGAGAUGGGUGGGGAGCGAGGAGAAGAAGGCAUAUUCUCAGAUGGUUUUAUCACCACAUAUUAGUUAUUGCAAUGUUUUAUAACCACCUAUUGUUGCAACAACGUUUCCCUUCCCUAAUGUCUACCUGGCCCCAGCCUCUGUACACGGCCUUGUUUCAGUUAGUGGAUAAAGGCCCUGGGGUGGGGGGCACACACGGAGUGGGAUCUGGGAGUAGGGCAGCUGCAGCGUGAGAUGUCACUGCAGCCAAGCUGACACCCUCUGACUGUCUUCCUCUGCUUUGCAGCAGGAGGAGGUAGCUGAGCAGCUAGUGGGCAGUUGGCGCCCUCCCUGUGCAAGCCUCCAUCCCAGAGGCUAGUCCUGCAAUCCAGGAGUUCGCCAUGAUCGCCACCGGCGGCCUGCUAAGGAUUUCCGCCAGAAAGCAGGAUCCACUCCGCCCCCCAAGCCAGAUACCCAAGCGCAAGCGGAAAGCCAAGAAGAGGCGCAAGAACGACGUGGUGGUGGUGAAAGGCAAGCUGAAGCUGUGCUCCAUCUCAGGGCUCAUCGCCCUCUGUGGGAUCCUGGUGCUGCUGGUGGGCAUAGCCAUGGCGGUGGUGGGCUACUGGCCCAAGGCCACCGGGGCCAAUCGGGAGGGGGGUAAGCAGCUGCCGCCUGCGGGCAGCAGCCACCGCGUCCCAACCACGGCCAACAGCAGCAGCAGUGGCAGCAAAAACCGGUCCAGGAGCCACCCUAGGGCUCCAGGGGGUGUCAACUCCAGUUCCGCGGGCGCGCCCAGGAGCACGCCUCCAGCACGAGCCGCCUCCCCUUCCUCCUCCUCCACGUCCGUGGGCUUCUUCUUCCGCAUCUUCUCUGGCUACCUGCACUCUGACAAGCUCAAGGUCUUCGGGCCCCUCAUCAUGGGCAUCGGCAUCUUCCUCUUCAUCUGCGCAAACGCGGUCCUCCACGAGAACCGGGACAAGAAGACCAAAAUCAUCAACCUGCGGGACCUCUACUCCACCGUCAUCGACGUGCACAGCCUCCGCGCCAAAGACCUGGCGGCCGCCGCGGCCGCCGCCGCGGCCGCAGCCGCCUCUUCCUCGUCGUCUGCCCCCGCCGCGGCGCCCCCCGGGGCCAUACCGCUCAAUGGCUUCCUCAGCUACGUGCAGUCGCGGGGCCUGGAGCUGAAGCCCGGGAGCUGCGGUGGCGCCGGGGACGCCUUCGGAGCGGCGGCGAUGCUGGCCAAGGGCUCGUGGCCGCCUCACCCCGCGGCGCUGAGCGGCGGCCGCCCUCGGGGCGCCGCGUCCCCGCCGGACCUGGCCUCUUCCCCGCGCUGUCCGCGGGAGCCCCCGAGCCUGGCCGAGGCCGUGUACAGCGUCUACCGCGAGCGCUCGGGCGUGGCAGGCCGUCGCCGGGCCGCCGCUGCCACCGCCGCCGCAGCCGCUAGCAGCUGCAGCAGUCCGGCGCCCUGCAGCCCACCCGAGAGCUGGGGGCGCCAGAGCACCGCCAGCUCCUUCGUGGACUCCUCGCUGAGCGCCUUCGCGCUGCUGCCCUUGCAAGGGGACCGCGAUAGGGACGGGGACGCGGAGGGCGCGAGCUGCAGCUGGCAGAGGCCUCCGGGGGAACGCGGCUCCCUGGAGAUCCCGAGGGGCGAGCUCGACCUGAGCAUGACCAACCUCCGCGGAGCAGAGGGCAGCAUGCGCGGGGCGCGCCAGGAGCUGGAGGAGCCCGAGGGCGCGGUAGCGGCGCGCGCCGCCAGGGGGCAGGGCGGCCGCCUGCCCAGGACCGGCAGGUACGCGGCCUUGCGGCGCCGCAGCACCAGCGGGCUCCCGGACUACCGGGCGCCGCCGUCCCCCGAGCCCCCGCCCUCCCCGGGGAGUGCGGACCCGGACUCCAGCCCUCUGGCCAAAGCCGCCUCCCCCUCGCCACCCCUGCGGCUGGAGGGCUUGCCCCCCACCAGGCGGGACUCCGGGAGCUCCCAGUCGGAUGACCCAUCCAGCAGCAAUAAGGGCUACACACCCCUGCGGGAGGCCGGCACCUCCACCGAGUCGGUCUUGGACGCAGUAGCUGGUCAAACGCGAGACUCUGUGGCCGCCCCCGUUCUGGGUGCGGAGCAGAGCUCGCCGGAGGGUGCCAGCCAGGAGCCACCCACGGCCGAGCAACCUCAGCCGGUGCAGAGGCAGUUUACAAACAAGGAGAAACUCAUCAUGAUUUCCAGGUCUCAUGCCAUAGGGGUAGAAGAAGAACUGGAAAGCACAGGCAUUUAGAGAAAGGGGUGGGUUGGGGAGGAGGAAAGAGAAAAUGGGAGAAACGCCCACUUGAAUCAGUGCAUUAACAGGUCCCUGUUUCUUUUGUGGACUGAUCCGAGGACAUCAUUCAAUAUCCAAAGAGCUGCAGAAUGUUAUCCUUGAAUUGCGUCCACAAGAUUCCUGUAGAUAACUCCAAGGAUUUUUUUUUUUAA
Messenger RNA from Gorilla gorilla gorilla (western lowland gorilla), 5336 nucleotides. RefSeq names its product transmembrane protein 200C (gene TMEM200C). The transcript has 2 exons. The record is from RefSeq and is a predicted model, not a curated record. The coding region runs from base 3280 to 5142 and encodes 620 amino acids. NCBI's taxonomy places the organism in Eukaryota, Metazoa, Chordata, Mammalia, Primates, Hominidae.